AUGGACGACGAUCUACUUUUGUGCUCCGCCUCCGAUUGAAAACAGACGAAGUUUAUAGAAGAUUAAACGGAGGACUAUAAGCGAAGUGUUUGGCAACCCUGCGCUGUAGACAUUACAGAAAUAGAAUUUGCUUCAUCAUGGAGGAUAUUGUGAAUGCCCGUUGUCACGGUUUGGAUAUUGGAUUUCACUUAUCAAAUAAUUUACUAAAUGAUGGACCAGAUUGGCUUUCAGCAGAGCAUUCGACAGGAACAUCAAUCAUGGCUGUGGAAUUUGAUGGAGGAGUGGUUAUUGGAGCUGAUUCACGAACAACAACAGGGGCUUACAUUGCCAAUCGGGUUACAGAUAAAUUGACCCGUAUCACAGAUCACAUCUACUGUUGCCGUUCUGGGUCUGCUGCAGAUACUCAGGCCAUAGCUGAUAUUGUGGCCUACCAACUUAGUUUUUAUGAAAUGGAACUUGAGGAACCUCCUAGUGUGAAAACUGCAGCUAGUGUGUUUCGUGAGUUUUGCUAUAGUUACCGUGAUUCAUUAACAGCAGGAAUUAUAUGUGCAGGAUGGGAUAAACGGGAUGGAGGUCAGGUAUACUGUAUUCCACUUGGAGGUAUGCUGGUUCGACAGCCCUUUACAAUAGGGGGCUCUGGGAGUACCUAUGUCUAUGGAUUUGUUGAUGCAAACUAUAAACCAGAUUUUGACAAAGAAGCCUGUGUGAACUUUGUUUCAAAUACUCUGGCACUAGCCAUGUCUCGAGAUGGAUCAAGUGGUGGAGUAAUAAGACUAGGGAUUAUUACAAAGGAUGGCAUAGAAAGACGGGUCAUUAAAGGGAAAGAAGUACCCAGGUUCUUUGAAGGAUAAGUCAGUGAAGUUGAAAAUAGAAGUUGCUUCUUCAAUUAAUAUUGUAUUCCCUUUCAAAACAAUAAAAGACUAAUAAAUUUUAUUAAACCUU
Molecule: messenger RNA, 942 nt
Organism: Limulus polyphemus (Atlantic horseshoe crab)
Lineage: Eukaryota; Metazoa; Arthropoda; Merostomata; Xiphosura; Limulidae
Gene: Prosbeta1
Product: proteasome subunit beta type-6-like
Exons: 7
Coding region: 138-851 (237 amino acids)
Cellular component (GO): proteasome core complex
Molecular function (GO): threonine-type endopeptidase activity
Source: RefSeq, a predicted model, not a curated record